AUGAGAAAUGACCUUCGGGCGGAGACCGACGAUAGGAAAAAUCUGAUGAUAGCUCAGACCCUGAGCAGAAGCGAGAGUGGAGGGCACAGCCGAAUGCAGAGCAGAAAAAGGCUGGCAUGUUGUAGCCCCUGCCCAGAAGGCAGCGUGGCUGGUUUCACAGCUGCGUACCCAACAAACUCCUCCAUUCCUUCAAAAUAUAUUCAGUUUGUUAUUCCAGAGCCAGAAAAAAAAGGAUUUAAUAGUCAAUCCAAGCGAUUUUAUAAGAAGCUGGAUGAGACUCCUGGUCCUGGGUUCUACAACAUCAUCCACCAGUCUCCAGUAUUCAACAGUGUCUCGUUGUCUAAGAAAGGAACGUGUGCUUUCCCUUCUCUGUGUGCCAGGAUGGACACCAUCAUUUCUAAAUACCCUGCUGCCAACACAUACACUAUUCGGUCAGAUUUUGUUUCAAAGAAAGAUUUCAGUACUACCUGUUCGAGCAUGUUCCAGUUGCCAGGCUCUAGAAAAGUUCCCAGAUUUGAAACUCCUGCACCAAACCGUUACAAUACCUCCGUCACCAUCUGUAAGCAGACCAACAAUGUCUGUGCCCGAGCUGGGUUUAUGUCAAAAACGCAGAGAGGAUUUUUUAGGGAUGCUGAAAAAUCGGGACCUGCCCCAGGGCAAUAUGACAUCAAUGAAUCUCUGGUGAAGAAGUCGCCGAAAUUAUUAAUGUCUUGCUUUAAAUCUAAGACUGACCGCGGACUUAAAAUUAUGACUGCAGGCCCAGGACCUGGUUAUUACAAUCCAAAUGAUCACAUCAAAGUUCCAAAAAAGGCUCUUAUCCCGAGAAACCCCACUCUGAACUUCUCUGCGCAGCCUCUGCCUCUGCCCCCGAAGCAGCCUUUCCCUGGUCCUGGGCAGUACGAGAUUGUGGACUACGAGGGCCCCCCCAAGCAUUUCAUCUCCAGCGCCUCAUUUGUGUCUACCACUGAACGGUGGGCUACGGCGCGAGCAGACACGGGCCUGCCGGGCCCAGCCACCUACAAGCCAGAAUUCCCAGGAAAGCAGUCCUUUCUCUACAACGAGGACAACAAAUGGAUCCCUGUGCUGUAAUGACUUCACCCCAGCUUCAGGAGAACAUUGGCCACCAACUGACCCCCCCCCCCCCAUGCCCCAUAUUUCCCAUGAUACUCCUGAGAAUCUGUAUUUCUUGUGUGACUGCUGAUGACCUGGGAGGGCAGCUUUGCCACCUGGCCUGACAUUCUAGCUGCCUCUGGCCUGAUCUUAUCCUGCCAUCCCAGCUGUCUCCAGUGAGUUCCUGCCCAGAAUGAGGGAGUGGGUAGACCUUUCCUUUUUACAUACACUCCCACAGGUUGACUUUUGUGUACCCCCUCAGAUGUAGGGGGUCCUGAAGCCUUGGACUCAGGGAGGAGGAGCCAUGUCUGAUGCUUCCCUUAAAGCCUGGUGGCAGAGACAGGACUCGGGGGCCCAGAGAGGGCCUUCAGUGCAGGGCUGUGGCCUGAGAUGCUCCCAUCCUAGACUCCUCUUGGAAUUCAGGAGCACCCAUUGGCCCUCAGCUAAGCCUUCA
Molecule: messenger RNA, 1564 nt
Organism: Sorex araneus (European shrew)
Lineage: Eukaryota; Metazoa; Chordata; Mammalia; Eulipotyphla; Soricidae
Gene: STPG1
Product: sperm tail PG-rich repeat containing 1
Exons: 8
Coding region: 1-1089 (362 amino acids)
Biological process (GO): epigenetic programing of male pronucleus
Cellular component (GO): male pronucleus; female pronucleus; germinal vesicle
Molecular function (GO): histone binding; chromatin binding
Source: RefSeq, a predicted model, not a curated record